CAUCCACCCUUGCACAGGCUGCGCCUUUAACGAGUAGAAUUGGAAGGAAACCAUCGAUUCUUCUCGCUGACAACGCAGAGGGGUAUCAGCUGGAAGUUGAAAGCCAAACCCGCUGGUGUCUACCAUUACCUAGUGAGCCAUCAUGAGCGAGGAAUCCAUGGAGAACUUGAUCAAAAAGGCCAAACUGGCCGAGCAAGCAGAGCGGUAUGACGACAUGGCUGCAGCGAUGAAGUCUGCAACUGAGAUGAGUGACAAGGAACUGAGCAGUGAGGAGCGCAACCUGCUUUCUGUGGCCUACAAGAAUGUAGUUGGGGCCCGUCGUUCUUCUUGGCGUGUCAUUACAAGCAUUGCAGGGAAGGCCGACGAUGACAAAAAAAAGGAAUUGGCCAAAGAGUACCAGGAGAAAAUUGAGGCAGAGCUCAAGGGAAUCUGCCAGGAUGUCCUGGAUCUCUUGAAACUUCAUCUCAUUCCAAAAACCUCUUCGGUGGAGAGCAAAGUCUUCUAUUUGAAAAUGAAAGGCGACUACCACCGCUACCAGGCCGAAGUGGCAACGGGGGAAGACAAGCAGGAAAUCAUCAAAGCUGCGGAACAAGCCUAUGAUGAGGCUUCUCAAACAAGCAGGAACCAUCUGGUGCCCACACACCCAAUUCGUCUUGGUCUUGCACUCAAUUUCUCUGUAUUUUACUAUGAGAUCCUCAACUCGCCUGAAAAGGCCUGCCAACUGGCUAAAUCGGCUUUUGAUGAUGCCAUUGCCGAGCUAGACCAGCUGCAAGAAGAUGCUUAUAAGGACAGCACGCUUAUCAUGCAGCUACUGAGAGACAACUUGACAUUGUGGACAUCUGAGAACGAGGGUGAAGAUGUAUAGAAACCCAGAGAUCAAGCAAAACUCUGUUUGUCCUCUGUGUCCACCUGCCAUCAUCCUGAUUCUUAUUCAUCAGUACAUUGAGACCACCAUAACAUUAUUGUUGGCCUGCUCUCUCCAAACUGACUUUAAUUCAGCUCUGUUAAAACUCAUAUCACUCCUAUGGGCUUAGGUUUACAUGUUUCCUUUUGUCGAAAUUUUGAGGAUGAGGGCAUGGGCUACAGUUGGAAUUUAAUGGGUGCUUGUAUUGUUGGCUGCUAAUCGGGCGACUUUUUUUCCCUUAGGGAUGUAGAUUUCAUACUACUACGGUGGCGGGUCCCAUAGCAAGUUCUCAACUCUUAAAAAUAAGAAACAGUUAUAGUGUGUGUGUGUGUGUGUGUGUGUCAUUUUAUGUUUGUGGUUUUGAUCCACUUACAUUAUAUUAAAGGUGAAUAGCACAAAUAUCCCCUCACAAGAUAGGGGACGUCGGCUGCUCAAUAGACAGGAAUGAAAGCAGAUUACAAAACUCACAGGUUACAUUCCACCACUGUCAAAUGCUUGAACUUUCCACUGUUUGAAUUUCUUUGCGUGUGUGGGGGGCGGUAGGGCGGGGGUGAUGAAGAAGGCUUUGUUUUGGUGAUUUCCCUUUUUAUAUUUCAAUGUAGAAGUUACAAAUUUUGGAUUCCACGCCUUUUUACUGGUUUUCUUUUGGCACAGAAAAUGAUGCUUGUUACUUUUUUCUACUUUGCAUUUACUACUCUCCCUUUUGUCAAUCCUGUCAGUAAGACAAUUUGCAGAAAUGUGAGAGGUUUUGUCAGGUUAGCUGGCUUUGUACGCUUGAUUUGGAAUCACUCAAGCGAUCCAUUUUUUUUUUUUUUUUUUUUUUUUUUUUGGAGGGGUGAUGUGGAAGUAAAAUAAAGAAUGAACAUAAUUAAAAAUUUUAAUUUGUCAGGUUCAGAAGUUUGACCGGAGCACUGUCUUUAUUUAACAGUACUCUGUCCACAGGAAUAAUUAAUUGUAUACAAAUCAAGAGAGGAUUUUCAAUGUUUAGUUUUCAUGAUGUAAUUCAGUGAUGUUUGUAGACUUUAUCUCACUAAUAUCAGUAUCUUCAUGUAAAAUGUUGAACAUUUGCUUUGCUGAUCAAAGGUGGUUAUCCAAAAAUGCAGACCGAACAAAAUCUACAGCGGACGUUUACAGCAACCACACCUGAACAAACCAUGUGCCAAGGUUACAAAGAGAAGAAUAUACAUAAAAACUUAUGUGAGCAUCUUUUUCUCUUUUAAUAUAACUGUAUUUGUGGAAAAACAUUGUAGCUCCUGAGUAGACCUAAUUUCUAAAGUCCCUGUAAAGUACAAAUAAAUAUCUUGUAAAUUUGA
Molecule: messenger RNA, 2217 nt
Organism: Hippocampus comes (tiger tail seahorse)
Lineage: Eukaryota; Metazoa; Chordata; Actinopteri; Syngnathiformes; Syngnathidae
Product: 14-3-3 protein beta/alpha-A
Exons: 6
Coding region: 143-865 (240 amino acids)
Source: RefSeq, a predicted model, not a curated record